Messenger RNA from Microstroma glucosiphilum, 1584 nucleotides. RefSeq lists its product as hypothetical. Gene Ontology annotation, cellular component: nucleus. Bases 1 to 1584 code for a protein of 527 amino acids. NCBI's taxonomy places the organism in Eukaryota, Fungi, Basidiomycota, Exobasidiomycetes, Microstromatales, Microstromataceae. The transcript has 2 exons. The record is from RefSeq and is a predicted model, not a curated record.
AUGCUUCUCGUCCGUGGUAAGGGGAAGCUUCGCAUCGACCUCGAAGCGGACCCUUGCAGCUCCUCUUUCUUCUUGCCACUGGGCUGCACCGGCCCGUACGUCUCCCUCUUCGGCCUCGUUGUAUUGGUCUUCCAGGGCUGCUUCGCAAACGUGACGAGAUCGAGGAGGGAAAUCGCCCCAGAGGAAGUAGAAGGAGAAGACCUCGAAGAAGCAUCUUAUGCUCCCGUGAGCAACGACAGCGUCUCCCACGCCGGCAGUAGCGCAUCGAGAUCACAAACAGAUAGUCUGCCAUGGUUUCUGCAAGAAAACAUCAUCGAGAUUGAUCCACCUGUGGCAUCGGCAUCGGCAUCGGCGUCGGCAUCACGACCACCUCCCAGCGUCCCCUUGGAGGAUCCUACAGCGCUUGCUCUGCCCGACAAUCUCCCUGCGACAUUGCGACUGCUCCAUACGCACUUGACAAAGGGUUCAUCAUCUGGACUGCUCCACAAGCCCUCAUUCACCGACCUUGAAGACGGCGAAACGCCUCCGUCACCAGUAGUCUUCGUGCAUGCAGCUCCACUGCAGGAUGGCCUCUCAUGGUGUGACUGGAUCACCAUUGUCACUGUCAGGGAGAAUACUGGUGGAGGAAUCAACGGCAUUGUGGCUCGUGACAUUGGGGAUCUCCUAAGUCGGGUCGGUCCGCCCUCCUUUGAGGGCGGCUCAGCCGGAGGACGAACAAAGGCCGAGAGAGGUCUGGACCAGAUCUUGGGGCCCAACGAACGUCUCAGCGGGAGCAAGGAUGCGUACGGUCCGAGCUCGACACAACGUUUGGGUAGAAUGUCAAAGGAAGGAAUGGAAAGCGAAGAAAGUCAAAUAUGGCCAGACCGUGAGUCUCCCACUCAAUGGGCACGGCAAAAGGAGGCCCUCGCUGCCAAGUACUCUAGCUGGAAGCCCCUCAAGAUCCUCUCUAGGGAGACGCAAUCAGGUCUACGGAUCCUCCAUUCCUCCGAUCCGCAGAAGUGGACUGCCAGUGUCCUCUCCUCCCACUUCAAGGUCAGCGUCGAAGCCGUCAGGAGGAUCUUGAAGGCUCGUCCCGAGAGGUGGGGUGGAGAUGCGGAUGACAAGGGACUGAGACGGAUGGGCGACAAGGGCUCAGAGCCCGAGAGAUGGAAGAGGGAGGAAGAGGAGGUGGAGCGACUCAGGAGAAGCUUGGGCAGGGAUGACGUCGGUGAAGAAGACGAAGUUGGUCUGGAGGAGGAUUUGCAGCAGGCGGACGAGGCAGCCCCUGCACCCUUGACUGGCGUCGCCCCCUCGACUCUGGACGUGCGCUCAUUGGGCAAGCCGCGCUAUUCGGUCAGAUUUGAGGGUCUACCGGCCGCCUCAGCAAGCACAUCGCGGACUGCAGCACGCAAGGCGGCAGCAGCACGAGGCAAGGCCUCAGAUGGCAGCGAAGAGGCCAGUGGAGAGUGGGUGUUGGUCGACGCCGGCUGGUGCGUGGUGCAUGUGAUGACGCCGAAAGCCCGAGCUAGAUACGAUGUAGAGGGUGUGUGGAAGGACCUGGUCAAGGAGCAAGACAGAGAGGACGCUGCUGCUGCGCCCUUGUAA